CUUCACAUCAUAUAUUAUGACUCAUUAUUACAGAGGAAGCUUGCUUUGAGACAACUUCUGAGUGGUAGUUUUGCUCAGACCAGACCUUGGUUCACAUUGAAGAUUGUUUCACUCAAGAAAGAAUAAUCAAAAUAGUCAGUUGCCAACUCUGAAACGACGCAGCAGCUCUGACUUUGGACUACCAUGACACCCGAUGACACUCCACAUCACUGUAAUUUGACAACUCAGACCUUGGUGGCAUCCGUCCUUCCUCCUAUACUCAUCAUUGAGCUGAUACUCGGCGUGCCUGGCAAUGUCAUAGCACUGUUAGUCUUCAGCAAAACCCUUAGGACUCGGAGGGCCAACGUCAUGUUCCUCUUUAACCUGGUUUUGUCUGACUUUCUGCUCCUUGUGAGCCUACCUUUCCGCAUCGACAACUUUGUGCGUGAGGAGAGUUGGAUAUUUGGAGACGCCUGGUGUCGGAUCAACCUAUUCAUGCUGUCAGUCAACCGUUCAGCUAGCAUUGCCUUCAUGACUGCCGUGGCUGUUGAUCGCUACUUUAAAGUGGUCCAUCCGCAUCACAAAAUUAAUCACAUAAGCAUAAAACAAGCAGGUGGGGUUGCCUGCUUCAUCUGGGCUGUUGUGAUAUCUCUGAGGAUCCCUUUGCUGAACGAAAAACUUCUGAAAACAGAAAAAAACAUCUCUCUUUGUAGGAGCUUCAGUAACUACGAGAAAACAUCGCUAGGUAUCAAACUGCAUAAUGCUGUGUUUGUGUUAGAGUUCUUUCUGCCUCUAUUACUCCUGAUCUUCUGCUCUGUGAGUAUUGCAUGUAUCCUACGUACACGCCAGAUGGACAAGAACAAGAAAGGAAAGAGGGCUAUUUGGACUGUCCUGGUGAUUGUUGUGAUUUUUGUCCUCUGCUUCUUUCCCGGCAUCGCCACAGGAUUGACAGCACUCUAUUUGAAAUCCCUUGGAAAUGAGUACUGUAAGGCUUACACGUUCACCAGUCAGUUGUUUGCUAUGUCCAUAGCCUUCACCUACCUAAACAGUGCUCUGGAUCCAGUCAUCUACUGCUUCUCCAGCUCUGUCUUCCGCAAUUAUCUGAAAAGCGCUGUAAACCGAACUGGAAUCAUGGAGCUACAGCUGAGCCGACGAGGCAGUAUGCGCAGCGGAACUGACUGAGGGUGGAUUGGGCAUUGGACUGUGUACAUACUGCUUAAUAUAUAUAUAUAUAUAUAUAUA
Molecule: messenger RNA, 1221 nt
Organism: Cyprinus carpio (common carp)
Lineage: Eukaryota; Metazoa; Chordata; Actinopteri; Cypriniformes; Cyprinidae
Product: hydroxycarboxylic acid receptor 2-like
Biological process (GO): G protein-coupled receptor signaling pathway
Cellular component (GO): membrane
Molecular function (GO): G protein-coupled receptor activity
Source: RefSeq, a predicted model, not a curated record